CGCCGUCUGACCGGAGAGGGCCGGGCCCGACGGGGGGCACCGGACUGCGAGCCAUGGGGUAUUGCAGCGGCCGGUGCUCGCUCCUCUUCCUCUGUGGCAUGCAACUGGUUUCUGUGCUGGAGAGGCAGAUAUUUGAUUUCCUUGGUUAUCAGUGGGCACCAAUCCUGGCAAAUUUUGUGCACAUUAUUAUAGUCAUACUUGGCUUAUUUGGAACCAUCCAGUAUAGACCCCGCUACAUAACAGGAUAUGCUGUCUGGCUAGUCCUCUGGGUUACAUGGAAUGUGUUUGUUAUCUGCUUCUACUUGGAGGCUGGGGAUCUUUCAAAGGAAACAGAUCUCAUUCUGACCUUUAAUAUCUCAAUGCACCGCUCCUGGUGGAUGGAAAAUGGGCCAGGCUGCACAGUGACAUCAGUAACCCCAGCCCCAGAUUGGGCACCGGAAGAUCACCGCUACAUCACUGUCUCAGGGUGUUUGCUUGAAUACCAGUACAUAGAAGUGGCUCACAGUUCCUUUCAGAUCUUCCUUGCACUGGCAGGUUUCAUCUAUGCCUGUUAUGUUGUGAAAUGUAUUACUGAAGAAGAAGACAGCUUUGAUUUCAUAGGUGGAUUUGAUUCUUACGGCUAUCAAGGCCCACAGAAGACAUCUCAUUUACAGCUACAGCCCAUGUAUAUGUCAAAGUAAUUAUGGUCACUUCUGUGUGGGGGCUGAAGGACCUGGGAAUCUUGUUUCAGAAUGGCUCCCCAUGUUCUACCAAGAGCAAAAAAAGAAAGAAAGAAACUUUGUGUUAAAAACUGAGUGUACACUGAGACAAAAGACAAAGGGAGCAUUCGGCCUCUCUUUCUAACAAGUACAGACAAAGAUGCGCUGGAUACCCCUAUCUUGGAUUUCCUGAAUACACAGAGUAACUGCCAGGCUUUUGGAAGGUUCAGCAAGAGAAGCAUUGGUGCCAUCUUCUGGCCAUUAUCCUACCUUUACCACCUUCAUCCCUGCCUAGCUGAAUUAUGAAACGAACUUGUCCAGUUCAGUUCUUUCUGAGACCCUUUCAAACUCCUAGUAGCAUCAAAUCUCCUUAGUCAAUAUAAUACUAAAAAUACCAUGAUGACCUUGUAACAGAAGUCAAUAGACAGCAAGUUGUUUGCCCUAAAGGCUGUACAGUACAUACUUGCCUUAACCCAACUAAGCUGCACAUCAGAGAAACUCAGUGCAGGCUUUCUGAAGUAACUUCCUUUAGGCUCAACAUGCUGCUGUUAAUUCUGAAAGAUUUCUAAGUCAGUGAGUUUCUUUUCCUUUCUUUUCUUUUCCGUGUCAGGGAAUAAAACUCUGUUGCACACAAGCUCCAGAGUGACUGAGUAAGAAAACUGCCAGCUGUCAGAGAAGUGCUUUACUAUUGAGCCUCCACAGUGGUCAAGAAAACACUUUAUAACACUGAAAAAAGAGAGCUCUUUUGGGGGCUGGGGCUUGGGAAAGGGAUAAAGGGAAUCUCUCAAUAAACUAAUAAGUGAACCUACUGGAAAUAAGCAGAAGAAACAGUGCUUCUUACCCCACUGUUUGUAUUUAUCGCACUGUAGGUGCUUUUAUAACUAACUGAAAAUAUGUCUUUUACUAAUGACAGAGACAUCUUCAGAUUUCUAUCAACAGAGGCCAACUGAAUAUGUAUUAACUAUGUUUACUCUUUUAUAUCUAAUUUCAAUUGAAAAAUCCUAUGUAAGUGAGCAUUUUUUUCUAACUGCACCAUAGGGAUCUAUCUAUAUUUUUUUUUGUUUCAAUUGGGGUAGGGGGGAGGGUCUAGCUGCGUUGGUGAAAUAUUGGAGAUCUUUUUGUGGUAUAUUUGGGGGAUCUGUUGUGUGUUAGAAUGUGUAUUUUAUCUUCCUGUAUUACUGUGGCUGAAACAAAAACUGUGCUGUUAUGUAGUCGGCAACAAGAUGCCUUUGGGAAUUUUACUAGUAGGUCAAUGUGUAUAUGAAAUACUCUGAAAUCCUAGAAAGUUUGUUCUGUCCUGAAUUUUAUCUGUAUUUUCAAGCACUUAGACAGCUUUCAUUAGGAAAAAAAAUAUUUUGCUCAGGCUUUUCAGGAACUUGGAUUGUCAUUGUUUCUUUCUUCAACACCUGCAUCAACAAAUGCACACACCUGCCACAUGCAGAUGAAAACCACAUGUACCUGAGAGCACGAGUGAAGUCUGGUGCUUGGAAAAGCUCAAGGCAUCACCUGGUGACUCUUUUCCUAGCUUCCCAUGACUUCCAAGUUACAUUAACCUAUGUGCUAAGUUUACUUACCCAUUUUUAUAGAAAUCAAUACCCUUUGCUGUGUUUGCAUGGAUGUACUGUAAUGUGUCACAUACAAUAACUCUGUAUAACGACAGAGAAGCAGGCAUUCACCACUGAAAAUACGAUGCAAGACAGGUUCAGGAAAUAUACAUAGAUUUAUUCAGUUAUAAACGUGUGUGUUUGUGCGUGCACGUGUGUAUAUGUGUGUACACAUCUGUAUGUAUGCAUGAUACACACACAUGUAUAGAAGAAAAUAGCACACUGGAGUGGAUUGGACAUGAAGCCAGGAAUUUGAGUUCUAAUCAGUAGUAUAAUUAGCAAUGGGCAAGGAAGGCAUGAACUCUGGAUGCUUAACUAAGCAGGAACUCUGGAACAGAGGCAGGGGACCCAAGACUUCGGCAGCUGAGGCCCACAGCAGCAUGGAGCAGUGGAUGUAGGUUCAUGAGAGGUAGUGGAGGGACAGAAGAGGGAGUCUGCCACUGAAUUUGGCAUUUUAUAUUGUUGCUCAGCAUGGCAUUUAGCAGCACCCUCAAACCCUCUGCCUGUACCCCCAAGCUGUUGUGUUAUGAUCACUAACUCCCAGUCCACGCCAAUGUAGACAAUGGCUUCUGAAGCCUUCCUGCCUCUGUUCCAGAGCUGCUCCUGCCUCAGAGUCAAGGCUCUGCUCCCCAGGGUGCCAAAAAUACUAGUCAUUCCUCUGAUUCUAAUCCUAGUUCCUGUCAUUGGCUUUCUCUGUGACCUUAAGCAAGUCCCUUUGGCUCUGAACCUGCAAAUGUUUAAGUCUGCUGGAUUGGAUCAUUAAUCAAAAAUGUUCCAACCUGAAUACCAAUAGUUAUUUCUUAAAUCUGUAUUUAGUAGGACUGGAUUCCAUUCUGCAGGAAUUUGGACACCUCCAUUUUUUCCUUCUGAAUCAGGAGGAAGGUGUGAAAUUUCCUGUCAAAUUAAAUUUCUGUUAUAUAUUGUUCCAAGCCUAUUGAAACAUUUCAUUUUGAUAAUAAUACUAUAUAUAAAUACACACACAAACACACGCAUAUAUACAUAUACCUAAAUAUACAUGUAUGUAUGUAUUCAGUAUUUAUACUGAAAAAAACCACGAAACCUGGGAGGAAAACCAUUGGAAAGAAAAAGUGAAGAAAAAAUUCUUAAGUUUUUCCCCAUAGAAAAUUUCCUGUAAAUUACAAAUCUAUGAAAUUGAAAUUUUUGAAGGAAAAAAGUACUUCAAAAUAGAUUUUGACCAGUUGUAAUAUUUAGGUACCUAAACAAUGGCUUGAUUUUGAAAAAAAAAGAAUAAACACUCAUGUCUGGCAUUGAUUAUCCAGCAUUUUUGAAAGUCAAGCAGUACAUUUAGGUACCUAUAUUUGGAUUUAGGGUCCUAACUUUAGGAGUUUGGUGUUAUCUCUGUAUCACUUUCCUUGACUAUAAAAUAGGUAUAAUAAUACUUGCCACAAACUCAUUGUGAGGAUUAAUUAAUUUGUGCAGCACUUAGAAAUGAUAAAGCAAUUAUAAGUGCUAAGUCUUACUAUAAUAAAUAGAUAGCGAGUGUAUUUAUAUGUUGUUUAUAGAUAUAUAUAUGUGCAAGAUACAUAUAUGCACACUUGCAUACACACAAACACACACAUAAAAUCAAUAUUCAUGUCCUUGCUUAAGUUACAGUUAAAGCACCACUGUAAAUUAUUUCAAGAUUGUUGACUACUAAAUGAAAUUAUUAGUGGGCAGAUUGAUUUUAGAAGCUGUCUAGAGCACAGUAGUGUGAGAAUAUCUGGAUGACAUUUUUGAAUUGUACAGCGGUAUCCUCCUCCAAAUCCAGUAAAAAAUGUUAUUUUUCUAGACUGGGCUUUUGUUAUAACCUAAAUAUUUAGAAGGCAAGAGUUAUAAUCCAAAAUGUGUGGGUUUUUUCCUUUUUUUUUUUUUUCUUUUUUUUUGGUUUUUGGUUUUUUGUUUUGGCAUUUGUUAAUUCUGAAUGUAUUUUUAACAAGUGAUCUUUUUGACUUACUAGUGUAAUUUGCAUUUAAAAAUAAAUGGAAAAAAUAUAGGUUUCCAAGCUA
Gavialis gangeticus (Gharial) is the source of this 4308-nucleotide messenger RNA. RefSeq names its product Sodium/potassium transporting ATPase interacting 2 (gene NKAIN2). The transcript is spliced from 7 exons. NCBI's taxonomy places the organism in Eukaryota, Metazoa, Chordata, Crocodylia, Gavialidae. The record is from RefSeq and is a predicted model, not a curated record. Bases 54 to 680 code for a protein of 208 amino acids. Gene Ontology annotation, biological process: regulation of sodium ion transport.